Molecule: messenger RNA, 1803 nt
Organism: Fusarium vanettenii 77-13-4
Lineage: Eukaryota; Fungi; Ascomycota; Sordariomycetes; Hypocreales; Nectriaceae
Exons: 1
Coding region: 1-1803 (600 amino acids)
Molecular function (GO): flavin adenine dinucleotide binding; oxidoreductase activity, acting on CH-OH group of donors
Source: RefSeq, a predicted model, not a curated record
AUGCACCUUUCCACUGCCCUUCUGGGCCUUGUUGCUCUAGCUCAAGCCUCCAAAGAAAAGCCAAAGUCAUACGAAUACAUUGUCGUAGGAUCUGGACCUGGUGGCGGUCCUCUUGCGGCUAACCUCGCGCGGAGUGGUCAUUCUGUCCUCCUUAUUGACGCCGGCGACGAUCAGUUUGGCAAUGAGAAUUCUCACAUGGUUUACAACAACACACCCGCCAUCAACGACCCCCUCACCAGGUGGGACUUUUUCGUCUCUCGAGAUACACCCGAGAUCGACGCUCAGUACGAAUUCACAACCUGGCGACAGACCAAUGGCGAGUUCUACGUCGGCUUGGAUCCCCCUCCAGGUGCCAAACGUUUAGGCAUCUACUACCCUCGCGCUGGAACCAUUGGUGGUUGCGCCAUGCACAAUGCCGCCUCUCUUGCGCUGCCUGCUGAUGCAGAUUGGAGAGAUAUUGUCGCAAUCACCGGCGACGAAGGCUGGUCUGUCGAAAACAUGCGGAAGCACUUUAUUCGACUGGAAAGAUGCAACUACAUUCGCAAUGGAAGCGACCCAUCUCACGGAUUCACUGGUUAUCUCGACACUUCUCAAGCAAAUCACGACUGGGCCCUCAACCGAUCGGACCUCACAACUCUUGCUUCCUACUUUUCCAACUCCCUUGGAGGACUCGAGACGGGAAAGUCACUGUACGAGCUGCUUGGCCGUGACAUAAAUUCCAACGACCCCAAUAGGGACGAGUUUGUUGGUGUCAUCACCCCGCACACUAGUUCCAGAAAUGGUGUGCGGUCAAGUCCGUUGAACUACAUCCGUGACACUCUAGCAGAUGCUAGGCGAUAUCCCCUCACCGUUCAAACACAUACUCUCGUUACCAAAGUUCUCUUCUCGGACACACAUGUUAAGAACAAGCAGCCAAAAGCCAUUGGCGUUGAGUUUCUGCAAGGUCAGAGUCUCUACGCAGCUGACCCACGCCACAAUCCGCAGUCCAAGGGCGUCAAAGGUCAAGCCUUUGCUACCCGGGAAGUCAUCAUCGCUGGAGGUGUCUUUAACUCACCUCAAAUCCUCAAGCUGAGCGGCAUCGGGCCAGCAGCCGAGUUGAAAAAGUUUGGUAUCCCCGUUGUGAGGCAUCUUCCAGGUGUCGGCACCAACGUCAACGACAACUACGAGGCCGUUCUAUACGGAACCUUUGCCAAACCCGUCACUGGCUACUUUGACUUUUUCUACAAAACAGCCCUGGCACUUCGCGGUCGUGAUCUCCAAUUCUACUGCGGGAGUAUGAACUUUAUCGGUUUCUGGCCCGGCAUGCCAGGUUGGAACAGGAACGAAUUCGAGUGUGGCCUGAUGCAGCUUCACCCACGAAACGUCAACGGCACCGUCAAGCUUCGAUCCGCAAACCCCAGAGACGUGCCUGACAUCCAUCUCGGUUUCUUCUCAGAAGGAAAUGACGGUGAUUUGGAAUCAAUGGUCGAGGGUAUAAACUUUGUCAGACCCUUGUUCAAUAACCUAACCGACAACACCUUUACCGAACUGCGACCCUGCGCUCCUGGUGUCGAAUGUACUAAUGAUUGGCAAAAGGGUUACCUCCGUGCUCAAGGUCAAUCUCAUCAUGCCUCUGGAAGCUGCGCUAUCGGAUCAGACGACGAUCCCAUGGCUGUUUUGGACUCCAAGUUCCGAGUCAGGGGUGUGCGAAACCUGCGAGUUGUGGAUGGGUCUGCUUUUCCUGUCCAGCCUGGUGCUGUGCCUUCGCUGUCUACGUUUAUGAUUGGGGAAAAGGCUUUUCAGGAUAUUAUUUCUGGUCUUUAG